AGGCGGAGGGAGCGGCGGGCGCCAGGGCCGGGUGGGGCAGCGACUCCCCCUUCAGCCCGCCGGCCCCGGGCGUCGCCCCCGCCCCCCACGUGGCCGCAGCCGUCCCAGCCCCUGCGAGGAAGCGGCGCGGCUUCCUGCGGCUUGGGACGGGGAUAUAGGCGCCCCCGCCCGGGCCCGGCUCAGCGCCGCCGCUCCUCCUCGCCUGUUCGCCGCGCGAUGGCCUCGCUCCGGGCGGAGCGCGCUGCCGGCGGCCCGCGGCUCCCCGCGACCGGCGCCGGGCGACCGGCAGCGCUCCGCCUCCUCCUGCUGCUGGGCGCUGUCCUGAAGCCCCAGGAGUCCCUGGCUCAACUUCCCACCCCAGACGGCUUCAAGUCAGAAGGAAAAACAGUGGAGGAGAAGUAUGAGACAAAUGUCCUACGUUGCUGGGAUGAUUAUAAAGUUCAAAUGGACUCUAUCGAAAAGGAUUGGUGUGACUGGGCCCUCAUUAGCAGGCCUUACAGCAUCCUUCGAGACUGCUUGGAAAGGAAUGCAGAAGAGUUUGGCCUGGGCUUCCCCAAUCCCUGGGCGGAACAGAUCAUCUUUGAGACUCACCAGAUCCACUUUGCCAACUGCUCCCUGGGGCAGCCCCCCUUCUCAGACCCCCCAGAGGAUGUGCUCUUGGCCAUGAUCAUAGCCCCCAUCUGCCUCAUCCCCUUCCUCGUCACCCUUGUGGUGUGGAGGAGUAAAGACAGUGAAGCCCAGACCUAGGGUGGCGUGAGCUCUUCAGCCGCCAUCUUACUCCUUUCUUCUGCAGGUCUCUCCCCUCCCUACUUCCUUGUCUCACUCCUACCCCAACUGCAGAUCCUUAGAUCGGUGGAAAUGGAAGCUGGGUGGGGUCAAGGCUCAAGUUCUGUAAUCUUCAAAAUAAAACUGUUUUUUUGUACACUGUU
Molecule: messenger RNA, 929 nt
Organism: Balaenoptera acutorostrata (minke whale)
Lineage: Eukaryota; Metazoa; Chordata; Mammalia; Artiodactyla; Balaenopteridae
Gene: RAMP2
Product: receptor activity modifying protein 2
Exons: 4
Coding region: 217-747 (176 amino acids)
Biological process (GO): G protein-coupled receptor signaling pathway; angiogenesis; regulation of G protein-coupled receptor signaling pathway
Cellular component (GO): signaling receptor complex; cell surface; membrane
Molecular function (GO): coreceptor activity
Source: RefSeq, a predicted model, not a curated record